Molecule: messenger RNA, 1861 nt
Organism: Musa acuminata AAA Group (dessert banana)
Lineage: Eukaryota; Viridiplantae; Streptophyta; Magnoliopsida; Zingiberales; Musaceae
Product: pentatricopeptide repeat-containing protein At5g66520-like
Exons: 1
Coding region: 25-1692 (555 amino acids)
Molecular function (GO): protein binding
Source: RefSeq, a predicted model, not a curated record
ACAAGGUGUUGAAUGUGACAUGGGAUGGGCGGGCACGCGAACGCCCUCCCGCUCACGACCGCCCUCGCCCGCCUCAUCGACCGCUGUCACAGCCUUCGACAACUCCAACAAAUCCACGCCCGAAUCAUCGUCGCUCGCCCUUCGCUCGGCCACGAUGCCACCGCAGCUGUCCUGACCCGCCUCCUCUUCGCCUCCGCCUCCUCCCCCUCUUCCUCCUCCUCCCUCCACUACGCCGCCGUCCUCUUCCGCCGCCUCCCCGCUGCGCCCACUCUGUUCGCCUACAACGCCCUCAUUCGAGCCAACUCCUUCGGCUUCUGCUCCCAUCUCAACCCUCUCUCCCUCUAUUCCCAAAUGCUCUCCUCUGGUGUCCGUCCCGACCACCUCACCUUCCCUUUCUUAUUCAAGUAUUGCUCUCAUAUUCUCGACUCCGUCGUCGGGCAAAGCUUGCAUGUGCACAUACUUUGGCUCGGGUUUCACACCGAUGUUUAUAUUCAGAAUUCUAUGAUCCAUAUGUACGCUACUUGUGGGCUUAUUGAUUGCGCCGGUAAAUUGUUCGAGGUAAUGCCUCUCAAAGACAUUGUUUCUUGGAAUUCGAUGCUGAUCGGCUACUUGAGAUGCGGAGAGCUGGACUUGGCGUUGGAUUUGUUUCUUGGCAUGAGGGAGAGGAAUGUGAUCACUUGGAAUUCGAUCAUCACUGGGUUCGUCCAGGCUGGGCGGUCGAGGGAGGCAUUGGAUUUGUUUCAUGAGAUGCUGAUUCUGCAUGAUGAUAAUGUGAAACCCAAUAAGGUCACCGUUUCAAGUGUUAUCUCAGCAUGUUCUUCUUUGGGAGCGCUAGAUCAGGGGAAGUGGGUGCAUGGUUAUCUGAAGAAGCAGUUUUUGGAGUUUGAUGUCGUGAUUGGGACCGCUUUGAUCGACAUGUACGGAAAGUGUGGGUGUGUGGAGAGAGCUAUUGAGGUAUUUGAGAAGAUGCCAAAGAAGGAUGUUUUGGCCUGGACGGCUAUGAUCUUGGUAUUUGCAGUCCAUGGACUUGCAGAGGAGGCUUUUGCUCUUCUAGAACAGAUGGAGAGGCAUCGGGUGAUGCCUAACCAUGUAACUUUCGGUGCUCUGCUGAGGGCUUGUGCUCAUUCGGGAUUGGUAGAGAAAGGGCUUUGGUGCUUUGAUAGGAUGAAAGCUACUUACUUGAUUGAGCCACAGCGACAGCAUUAUGCAUGCAUGGUUGAUUUACUUGGCCGAGCAGCUCUUUUUGAAGAAGCUGAACGACUCAUAAGAAGCAUGCCGAUGGAACCAGAUUCGUUUGUUUGGGGGGCAUUACUUGGUGCUUGUAGGAUGCACGGAAACGUGGAGGUUGGAGAACGGGUGGCUAAUUAUUUGAUAGGAUUGGAUCCUCAGAAUCAUGCUUUCUAUAUAACACUUUCAGAUAUUUGUGCAAAGGCUAAAAGGUUUGGGGAUGUGAAGAGAAUUAGGUCUUUUAUGGAAGAGUGUGGGAUAAGGAAAACUACGCCAGGUUGCAGUAUGAUUGAGGUUGAUGGCCAGGUGCUUGAAUUUCCUGCCAAAAGAGUGCCCAAGGAUCUGAGAAAUGAAAUUGAGUGGGUUUUAGAUGCGAUUAAUGUUGAAUUGAGAUAUAAUUUUCCUCAUCACGAUGCUGAUAACCUUCAGGCUGAGUAUGUUCGGUUGAAAUUUCAUCAAACGUGACAUUAAAUGACAGGAAAAGAUCAUUGAAGCUAAAUGUAGUUGGUUGUUGGUACUUGGUAGUUUUUCAGGCUGUAAUAUUGGUUUUCCAUGGCCCACCGGAUAUCUUUCGAAGAAGGAUUCUUGUACUUCUGAGAAGUUAUCACUGAAGAUGGAUUAUUUUCUUGUGGAA